Molecule: messenger RNA, 249 nt
Organism: Pochonia chlamydosporia 170
Lineage: Eukaryota; Fungi; Ascomycota; Sordariomycetes; Hypocreales; Clavicipitaceae
Exons: 2
Coding region: 1-249 (82 amino acids)
Source: RefSeq, a predicted model, not a curated record
AUGCCCUCUGAGCUGAAUGUCCAACAGUCAUUCAGUACAUCAUCUCUAUUCUCACUAUCACUCUAUUAUUCGUUUAAAAGACGUCUAUUAUCCUCCCGUCUUAGCCAUGGAGCCAGUUACAAUCACAAUCCUCAUCGUCUUCGGUGGCUUCUAACAAAUUGUGUCUUCACAAAGGCAAUGCCAACACGGUAUGAAAGUCACCAAACACAAAGUCAAUUUGAUGGAGGAACGCAUAAUGGUCAAUGUUAG